AUGGGAAAGAAAAGGUUUUACGCGGUGGCGGUUGGCAGACAAACCGGUGUUUUCAGUACCUGGGAGGAGUGCCAGAAGCAGGUCUCAGGGUUCUCUGGAGCCCGUUUUAAGUCUUUUUUGACUUUACAGGAGGCGCAGGCCUAUGCUAGUGGGGUGCAGGACGUUGAGCCGGGAAGUGUCGGCACAUCACUUGUGGCUGACUCGCACACGCCUGUUUUGGUGGGUGUAAAGCGCGCGCUUUCACUUGAUGUGACGUUAGAUGCUGUGGAGGUGGAUGCUGCGGAUGACGGUAAUGAAGUGGAUGACGAAAGUAAGCAGCAGGUUCUCUCCCCAGAAUGGGUAGAGGCCCGGAAACGGGAGGCGGUUGUUGUGUAUGUUGAUGGGGCCUGCAGAAAUAACGGAAGUCGAAGCCGUGAAAGACGACCACGUGCUGGCUUCGGUGGAUUCUAUGGCGACGGUGACAGCCGUAACUUUAAAUUCCCUCUUCCAGCUCACGAACCCCAGACCAAUCAGCGUGCGGAACUCUCCGCGCUCAUCCAUGUCUUGCGCGUUGCGUUGGACUCUCACCCUUGCUACAAUUUGUGUGUAUACAGUGAUAGCAAGUACACCGUAAUGGGUGUCAAUUCCUACUUGCACCGGUGGGAACGCAACGGUUUUAAAACUGCCGGUGGAGGCGACGUUGCUAACAUCGACUUGUGGAGUCAAUUGACGAAAUUGCGUAAUAGGCACUUAUCCCGGUGCGCGGAACGUUUCACUAUGGAGUUCCGCUUCAAGGCUAGUUUAGCAGCGAUAGCUGCACGCGCUGUCGCGUUGCAGUUGAAGCACGUCCCGGGGCACGCAGGUGUGUAUGGGAAUGAAAUGGCAGACCGCUUGGCAGUUGAGGCCUGUGAAUCGCCCUUUGGCUAA
Messenger RNA from Trypanosoma brucei brucei TREU927, 906 nucleotides. Its product is annotated as ribonuclease H1. The record is from RefSeq and is a predicted model, not a curated record. Gene Ontology annotation, biological process: DNA replication, removal of RNA primer. The coding region runs from base 1 to 906 and encodes 301 amino acids. The transcript has a single exon. NCBI's taxonomy places the organism in Eukaryota, Euglenozoa, Kinetoplastea, Trypanosomatida, Trypanosomatidae. Gene Ontology annotation, molecular function: RNA-DNA hybrid ribonuclease activity; nucleic acid binding; magnesium ion binding.